GAAAAACAGUGUGAGGAUGCCUCGCAAGAAAGUAGUACCUGAGGACAAAAACAGCCAACUGGAGACAACUACCAGUGAAAAUCCACCUCCAAGGAAGACCAGGGGAAGGUCUCCCAAGCCUCCAGCAGCUCCGGACACUGGCCCUUCUAAAUCUUCCAAGAGUUCAACAGGAAAGGGAAAGAAGGACAAGAAAGAUGGUGAGACAUCAACAGCAAAGAGAAAACCUCGAGUCACUGCAAGUACUGGUGAUGCCUCUCCACCAAAGAAAUCCAAAAGCAUGGCCAAAAACAAAAAGACUGAGAGUGACACACAGGCUGAAACAGGAGAGAUGUUGAAGGAGAAAAAGAGGGAAAGAAAGACAAAGACUAAGAUAAAAGUGGAAGUGAAGGAUGAUGAUGAGGAGGCAGAGACUGAGAAAGUCAAAGGGAAAGGAAGAAAAAAUGCAAGCAAGACCAAACAGGAAGUGAAAGAAGAACCUCCAGCUGCAGCCAGUAGCAGUGCCGAAGCAGAGACCAAACCCAAGAGGAAGGCAGCCAACAAGGCCAGUGUGUUACUGGGAGGCCCUGGCCAGUUUAAAAAGUUUGUGGGAGCUCAUGUUUCCAUCACAGGUGGAAUAGAGAACGCUGUAGAGAAUGCAGUAGCCAUCAAUGCCCGGGCCUUCGGUCUGUUCCUACGCUCACAGAGACAGUGGGCGUGUAAACCCAUGGAGGAGUCUGCAGCCAGGCUAUUUAGGGAGGCCUGUGAGAAGCACGGCUUCUCACCUAGUCAGAUCCUUCCCCACGGCAGCUACCUGCUGAACUGCGGAGCGCCCAACCCCGAGACCCUGAGGAAGAGUCGGGAGGCUCUGGUGGAUGAGCUGAAGAGAUGUGAACAGCUGGGACUCACCAUGUACAACUUCCAUCCCGGUUCUUCCUGUGGUGAGAUCACAGUAGAGGAGUGUCUGACCAGGAUAGCAGACAGCAUCAACCUGGCUCACCAACAGACCAGCGGUGUUACCACAGUGAUAGAGAACAUGAGUUGUCAGGGUAACACAGUGGGAGGGAAGUUUGCAGAGCUGCGUGGGAUCAUCGACAGAGUGGAGGACAAGUCCAGGGUGGGUGUCUGCAUCGAUACCUGCCACGCUUUUGCUGCAGGGUACAACCUUUCUACCCAGGCUGGGUUUGAUCAGAUGAUGCAGGAGUUUGAGGAUACUGUGGGGUUUUCAUAUCUCAGGGCCAUGCACAUCAAUGACUCAAAAGGUGAUGUUGGGUGCCAUCUUGACCGCCAUGAGAACAUCGGAAAAGGGAAGAUCGGCAUUGAAGGCUUCAGACGAGUCAUGAACGACCCACGACUAAACAACAUUCCAAUGAUCCUGGAGACACCGAUGGGUUUGGAUGAUGAAGACGAGAUCAGGAUACUGUACUCCCUAUGUGAGGACCUAUAGUCUGGACCAGGAGACCUCAUCAACUAUGCAGAAGGAACAUCCUCCUUCCUAAAAAUAAGUUUCAAAAUUCAGCUGCAUUCUUUUUGCCUUUAACUUGUUCUUUGUUUCUGUUGAAUGCUCCAGUUGAAUGCAAAACUUUCUUUUCUAAGAUCUUUGAUAGUCUAGCUUGUUUUAGGUAGUCAUGUUUU
Molecule: messenger RNA, 1611 nt
Organism: Branchiostoma floridae (Florida lancelet)
Lineage: Eukaryota; Metazoa; Chordata; Leptocardii; Amphioxiformes; Branchiostomatidae
Product: probable endonuclease 4
Exons: 10
Coding region: 17-1423 (468 amino acids)
Biological process (GO): base-excision repair
Cellular component (GO): mitochondrion; nucleus
Molecular function (GO): zinc ion binding; DNA-(apurinic or apyrimidinic site) endonuclease activity; DNA binding
Source: RefSeq, a predicted model, not a curated record